GCAGGCCACCAGUGUCUGAAGUUAUUUCAGUGGAUGUCUUUUUUGUUUCACAAAUAUAGAUUGCUGACGCAGUUUCAUAGCCGUAAAUAGCCCCUUCCAGACACUCUUGCUGAGAUUAGUUCCAAAGGAUCCCUGGAGUAGCGAAGAGUGCUAUAGCAUCGUAUGGGCAGCGGGCCCAAAAGCACAUAUUACUGCACUUGCGCAACAACUAGUCUGGAUUGCUGCAGUACUUCGUGUCCCUAAUACGGAGAUAUCCUACUCCGACGUGCAGAUGUCUCCAGAAGAGAGGUGGUGGAAGGGGUUCGAGCGAGCCGAACGUGAUCCUAAGAUGCGCGACCCUGACGAAGCAGCUGAAUUCAGCAUUACAGUCAACAGCACUGUACAAAUACCUUCCACUGAAAGGAGAUGCUGGGCUUCACUGUUCGAUGGAUGUGUGGUUGCACGCGGGUUUCCAGCCCCUGAACGCGGUGAUGAAAUUGGCCUCGAACUGCCGUUCGACAUGAUGACAGAGUUCUCUAGCAUGUCAUAUAUGUUCGAGUACCCGAAAGGGUUGGCGAUGAGAGGCUACUCUUCUAUUCUCAUCCCUCAGCGGGAAACACGGCACGGAGUACAAUGGCACUACGUCCACAAAGAUCCCAAACAAGGAGAGCUCAUGAUUACCGACGUCGAGGAUCAGUUCCAAGAUGCCUUUCGAAGGAACCCAGUCCAGGAACCGAUGGAAUGCACUAAUGUGUCUCCCUACGACCCCGAGACCAAUCGUGUGAAUAUACCGCCUCGAAGGGAUGGAUAUCAUCCUCUAUUUGUCGACUUUUCAACGAAACGAGCCUUUCUUGGCCACAGCACAAGCUCCUUGGUGUACCUCGGUGCCAGGAAUCUCGAAACCGGAGAAACAGAGUGCGGCACUAUCCGACCGACUGACGCUGGCAUUGAUAAAUCGACCUGGAUAGCUAGGGAGGCAGUAUCGACCCUCGUUGUCCCAGGUAUGGGUAUUCUGGGUGCUAAUCUGCAAGCAAAAUUUAUUGUCUCGAAAGCAACGAGCACGAAGCACUUCUCAACAAUUCGCCAAAACCUCUUGGAUCGAUUAACAAAUGCGAAGAACCGCAACACAAUCGUUGUAGAUGUUGGCACGAAGCAAGCCUAUUACGUGUCAGAGCUCAGUGUCGUUUUAGAGGCACUCCAUAUCUGGGCCAAAAAUCGGGAGGAUGAGGCGCUUUUGGAAAUUAUCCCACGUGCAACUCCUUCGCCAGAUGGCGGGAAUGCUUCAUACAAUGCGAUAUUUGAAUCGAGGGGCGCCCUUCUAGUAGAAGGCUUGGGAAAUGAAAAGGAUGUGCAUGUGGCCGAUCAAGUACACGCCAUCAUGGACGAGAUCGAACUUCGCAAAGAUUGUAACCUCUCGAGUCAAGAAGAAGGUGCAAGGGUUAGAACAUUCCUUAGAAGCGGACGUCGUCUGUAUGGAUGGGACUUAUUCGACGUUGCGCUCGGCAUCAGAGGAAGCUCCAGGAAGUUUGUCGACGUUGACCCGACCAGGAGCGGGAACUGGGUAACUAUACCGGAAGUGGACAAAAGCAUGAUUGUCCUGUUCACGCAAGGGUUGAAGCAACCAAUACGGCCGGCCUCCUCACACGGUUUAUGUCGAACUUGGAACCCCCUCCCGGAACAGCGAUUCUUACUCCUAGCCAGCAUCCCCUGCAUUCUGCGAAAGUGUUCUCAAGACAACCCCAAGUUGUCCGAGUUCCACCACUGCGUCCCAUCUCCCCAAAGCAAGCUGUUUGAACCAUGCGAAUUCGACCAUGGACCAGUCUGCUACCGUGCCCAGCACCUAGACAAGAAAGUCUCGACACAAUCCCUUGAUUUUGGUUCGGCUAAAGAAGGCUCUGUCAUUUUUGGUGGCCAGGGGACCCUCCGCAGGCCCGUUGAAGGACAUUGUAUGCAGUACACGGGUUGAACGGCAUUCUUCAAACCUGGGCAUCGCAUUUGUCGGAAGCCAUUUUGUUUUUCGAAACGACGAUGUUGAAGCCUUCCCUGCUCCACUUGCGAUUCCAAGGAGCACUCGCAGGGAGGAGCUUACGUCUAAAGCACACAG
Eremomyces bilateralis CBS 781.70 is the source of this 2083-nucleotide messenger RNA. RefSeq lists its product as uncharacterized. Lineage: Eukaryota; Fungi; Ascomycota; Dothideomycetes; Eremomycetales; Eremomycetaceae. Bases 272 to 1945 code for a protein of 557 amino acids. The transcript has a single exon. The record is from RefSeq and is a predicted model, not a curated record.